Periconia digitata is the source of this 658-nucleotide messenger RNA. The record is from the annotation of a GenBank genome assembly. Lineage: Eukaryota; Fungi; Ascomycota; Dothideomycetes; Pleosporales; Periconiaceae.
CAACAUUAUACCAAACGAUAAACAGAUCAUGGCAGCGUCGACGACGACAAUGGACGUGCGUAUUAACAGUACCUCACAAAACAACACGACAACUACGUCAACAAUCACACCAUCAUUGCCAAUGGCCAUGGACGUGGACGAACCCUCAUCCUCCACCACCGCAUCCACAAAACGCAAACCAAAAUCCAAGAAACCCCCCCACAUCCUGCACAUGUCCACGCACAGAAACCCACCACACAGAUACUUUACUCUCCGGCUCAUCACGUCUCCUCCACCUCCUCCUUCUUCGUCCUCGUCUUCAUCACCAUCGUCCCAAGCCAAAGAAAAACAACAUCUAGAUCCCCUAACCCUGCACCCACUCCUCACAAACCCUCUCCAAUCCUACCUCGGGUUAACAGGGUCGAGUAUCCCCUUCGACAUCCUGAGUAUCGAUGGCUUGGACGUGACGGUGCGCGUGCCGCGGGAAGAUGCGAGGGCGUUCCGGGCUGGGGUUAGUAGUUGGGUUGGGGGCGUGGAGAGAGGCUUGAUUCCGGGGUUUGAUGAGGAGGGGGAUGGGGAUGGGGUGGGAGGGAAGAGGGUUAGUGUUUCUUGGAGGGUGCUGAGGGAGGUUGGGGGUGCGGCUGGGUUGGUGGGGGAUGGGGGGGAGUUGUUUGCUUGA